This is a messenger RNA of Orcinus orca (killer whale), 7530 nucleotides long. RefSeq names its product leucine rich adaptor protein 1 (gene LURAP1). Lineage: Eukaryota; Metazoa; Chordata; Mammalia; Artiodactyla; Delphinidae. The record is from RefSeq and is a predicted model, not a curated record. The transcript has 2 exons. The coding region runs from base 469 to 1188 and encodes 239 amino acids. Gene Ontology annotation, biological process: positive regulation of cytokine production; positive regulation of canonical NF-kappaB signal transduction.
UCCCACUUCCCUAACUGAGGAUGCUUAACGUCACUCAGCAAACAUUCAUUGGGCACCUGCUGAGUGCCUGGCUGGACUAAGUGCCAGAAUCAGGAGAAGGCGCUGAGCUCUUUCAGGUGCAUAUCCAGCAUCGCCCAGCCUCACCCAUUCCGGAGCCAGAGUCAGGAGAAGGCGCUGAGCUCUUUCAGGUGCACAUCCAGCAUCGCCCAGCCUCACCCAUUCCGGAGCCAGAGGUGUGUGCGCAGCACUCGAAUGUACACACACACACACACACACACACACACACACACACACACAUACACACCCUCUGCGCGGCUUUUCUGAGUGUUACGGCGCCCUCCUCCCGCCCCCACAGAGCGCGGGCGGGGACCCACCGGUUCCGCUCUGCACUAGCUGCUGUGAAAGGAGGACCCCUGGGAGCGGGAUCCCGGCGUCCGGUCGCCCAACCCUGUUCAGGCUUAGGCCCGCAUGGAGGGGACUGCGGAGUCCCAGACGCCUGACCUGCGAGACGUGGAGGGCAAGGUGGGCAGGAAGACCCCUGAAGGGCUGCUCCGCGGGCUGCGAGGCGAGUGGGAGCCGGGAACCUCUGGCGCCCUGCUGCUCCCGGGGGCGCCUAGCACUGGCCACAGCCUGGGGGACAAGAUCAUGGCGCUGAGGAUGGAGCUGGCUUACCUGCGAGCCAUCGAUGUGAAGAUCCUACAGCAGCUGGUGACCUUGAACGAGGGCAUUGAGGCAGUGCGCUGGCUGUUGGAGGAGCGGGGGACAUUGACCAGCCACUGCAGCAGCCUCACCAGCAGCCAAUAUAGCCUGACAGGCGGGAGCCCAGGCCGUUCAAGGCGAGGCAGCUGGGACAGCCUGCCAGACACCAGCUCCACUGACCGACUGGACAGUGUCUCCAUUGGCAGCUUCCUGGACACAGUGGCCCCCAGCGAGCUGGAUGAACAGGGCCCCCCCGGGGCUCCCCGUCCUGAGAUGGACUGGGCAAAGGCUAUACCCGGCGGGGAGAGGGCCAGGACUGAGGUGGACCUGACAGCCACCAGGCUAGGAAGCUUGAGGGCUGUGUGGAAGCCCCCAGGGGAGGGGCUCCAAGGUGGACCUCCUGAGCCACCAGAGGAUGAGAGUACCAAGCUGGGCUUUGAGACCCACUGGUACUGGGGCCAGUGCCAGGAUGAUGUGACCUUCCUGUAACAACUCUUCCACCCUUUUGUACUCCUAUGGCUCUUUCAUCGCUAGGCCCUGGUCUCACUCAAAUUUAUUCUCCCUCAAUCUGGGAUUAGGAAGAGGCUGCAUUGAAAUCAGUUACCAUGGAAACCUGACCUCACCAUCUCUCUGAUCCCUGGGGAGGCUCUGCCUUUAUCCUUCAAUUAUUGGGUCCCUAGAGCUAUUUUCAUGGAUACAUUGACUCUAGAGGCUUGACCUGUGGCUCCAGGUGUGAUGGUAUCUCUUCCCCUUUCCUCCCAACUGGGAUUUGAUGGUUUAGCAUCCCUGCGAGAUCACUGAUGAAGAGAUGGGGGUAUAAUUGCCUCACCCAACAUCUAGCAGCCUUGGCUCCCCUCUUGGCCAAGAUGGAGGAUUGUGGAGGGUCAUGGACAUUCAAGGCCAACCCUCCAUGGAUUGGCCCUCCCAGAAGCCUUUGGGGUUGGUAGAGCCACCCCUUCCUGUCUGGUGAGUGAUGUCAUUUCCUGCCAGGAUGGAUUAGCCUUUCUGUACCAGUCUUUUAGUGAUGAUAGGUCAGUAUAGGGGUGUCUGAGCCCCUGCUGCUAAGUGAGACCAUAUCAGUUAUUCUCCCUACCAUUACUUCUUGUGAAUGGGAACAUGCCACCCUCCUCGCAGGAAGGUUUCUCAGUCAGAUGUUUGUACUUCUUCUCAGAGAGGUUCUUAGUAUUUAAACAGGGAGUUCUCAUUUUAUCCUAGGGAUUCUCACUUCCUCUCUGACCACACGCCUGUCUGCUGCCAGCAUUCCUAUAUCUGUGCUUUUAGGGAGGAAACUGGCAGGAGCCUCCACCUACAGCUCUCAAAAGUCUGCUUGGCCUGCCCUGCCACAGUCCCCUGUCUUACUCUGUCCCUGGGUUGCCCCCAUUCUUGUAUUCUGGCUCCAAAUCUGUCCGCCAGGAGGUUCAGCCUUUGUGUCUCCACACCUUCUCGGUUUCCACUUUGGGCCUCAGACCUUUUAUAUGCAGAUGAGUCCCUCAGCCUUCUCUCUCCAACGCUGAUGGGAGCCAGAGGGAGGAGAAGCUUGGGGUGUACCAGAAUCUCCAAAAGGGGGAGGUAUCUUCUCAGAUCUUGUGAUUCCCCUGCCCCCAUCCUGCCCCAGACCUUCCACCAUUUGGUUACUAGGAUGCCAGCCUGAGGCCAGGACACAAGGAAUCCCCUUGUCUAGGUUACAAUGGGGGGUGUGGCAGAGAAAGACAGAGGCUCUUUGGUCCUAGGGCCCACAUCCUGGGAGGGGGGAGAAUAGGAGGGAAAAGCUGCUUUCCUUCCUCCCUUAGAGCCAGCUUUAGACUCCCUGGACCUGCUGAGGGAGCAGGGCACUGGCUCUGGGCCUGGAUCCCAGGGCCCUAGUGAAUUACACCAAAGGAGGGACUCAGGGAACCUGCCAACCUGGGGCUCAGGGAAGGGACAGGCCCAGAGAGAGGGUGGGGACAAAGGCUGUGGCUGAUGUCAGAAUAUGAAUUAUUGGAGGUUAACCCUUUGAACCCCAGGUAACUGCCCCUAUGUUGGUCCCUGUCUUUCCUGGGCCCUGAAACUAGAUUAUUGGAAGGCAAAAAGGAGAAAAAAGGAUGUCAGGUGAGCCUUGCCUAUUUGCUGUGCCCUCGUGAGUUGGAGGAGUCUUCCUCAAAUCCUGGAAUAACUCCUGCAAUUUCUCUACUGUUCAUUCUAUGCUGAGGAAGGGACGGAAGCCAAGUUGAUUAUCUCCAGUUCCCCUAAACUCCUCAAGUCUGGUUCUGCAACCCCCCACCCCAAUCCUUUUGGGGCAAUACAUUUCCUCCUCUCCUCUCAAAGUGAUUGAAGUCUCUAAAGAAUAUCUGUAAGUCUCUUCUUUGCUGCCCACCAGCCCUCUCCUUACCCCUCUAGGUCUUGGGGCUCCUGACCUCCCCUUAGGCUGGGAAUUCAAAUACCCUUUCCCAAUACCCUGACUCUGUUGCCAUUUUGUGGUGACUUAUGGGUAACUACCUUUCCACUUGGAACUAUUGUAUUCCUUUUCAAAGCUUGCUUAUUCAUUUAAUCUAUAAACUUCUGAGCUGAAGAGGUUGUCCGCCCUCUUGUGACCAUUAUGCACCAUUGCUGGAAUAGCUGGGUGAAACCUUCAGGCUCAAAUAUAGCCUUAAAGAAGACCAGCCCUCUCAUUGCACAGACAGGUUAGAGAGACAGGCCUACAGAAGGCAGAGACUUUACCAGUGUCACCCAUGGUAAAUCUGUGACAAUGCUCAGGUUAAAGAACCUAGAUCGCCCGCCUGCCUGCCUGUCCACCCACAAUUCCAUCACUUGGCCAGACUGUUUCCCCACCCUACCCUGUCACCACCCAAGCCCAAAGGAUCUGAAAGCAAUUUUUUCCCUGUUUUAAUAGGUUCUUACCCCACCCUAGAGAGGCAGCUCGGUAUUUAGAGAAAGAGCCACAGGCUCUGAGGAAAGAGACCCUUGGACCAGGAUUGGGUAAAGGGUGCAUUAAUAUGGACCACAGAUAUAAGGAAGAUCAAUCUUGGACCAACUAUUUUUCUGGGAAGGUAGGGUGAGUAGGCCCAGACAUCAUGGGGGCAGAAUUCAACAUUCCAGACCUGGACGUGAGAAGCAGGGGAUAGGGGUGGGAGAUGAGAGAUAAAGAAAUCCAGUUGGGUCCUGUGGAGAUGGGGAGCUCCAAAGUCAGGGGAUUACAGCUCAGUUGGACUGGCAUCUGAGGGUAUUGAGGGGUUGCAGAGGUGGGUGAGUGGGGCUGCCUGGGAACUCCAGGUAGCCUGGACAUCCCGUCUCAAUACCUUAGACUCCAUUUCACUACUAGAGAGGCCCAGGAACCCUUGGCAAGCACACAUUCUUGGUCCCUCCUACCUGCCUCUGGACUGACUGUUUAAGGCUUAGCUCUCCUGUUAGUUUAGACCUUUCCGGGUUAUGAGGAGGACCUGUUUAGGAGCUCAAAAAAGAAAAGGGUGAAAAGGGAGAAAGAUGCAGAGAGACAAAAGAGAAUGGGAUGAAAAUGGAGGCUUGAAGAUACGAUCAGAGGGAGCAUACUAUCCUCCAAGUGGGCUGGGGACUUGUCAGGGCUCGGGGUAAAGGCAGAGAUGACAGAGCUCCUGGCAGCUGCAGAAACAGUGCCUGGGAGUAUAAGGGGUGGUGCUGGCUGGGAUGAGUCCACCGAGGAGAUGAGACCACGUGAAUGGGCAAGUGUAAGAGCCUGCAUUUAGGAUGGGGUGGUGAACUUGCGCACUGGACUGACUGGAAGCUCAGCGGCAGCUUAGGUGAGAAAUGCUUGCAUCUUGCGGAUGCAGGCUCACUCUGUGCAUGGUGCCAGGCACAUACUGGAUGUUCAGUGAUACCUGUUGAAUGAAUGGAGGAAUGAAUGUAAACCCACGAAGAGAUGUGACUUAUAAUUUAAAAAGUGGUUAAUUAGGUAGUAAUAGGUAAUUUAAAGUAUUAUUCCAUUUAAUUCUUAGCAACACUGUAAACAAUGCAUUAUUAACAGAUCAUAAGUGAGCUAUGGUAGGAACCUACGUCAGUCUGACUGCAGGGGCUUCCAGGAAGUCUUUUCUGAUUCCCCACUCCCCUCUCUCACAGACCUUACGCUUCUAGGAGAACAGGUUAUGCUGCCCAGCAGCAGGGCCAGUGUACAUGUUUCCUAUUGCUGCUGUGACAAACUUAACGGCUUAAAACAACACAAAUGUGUUAUCUUACAGUUCUGGAGGUCACAAGUCCGAAAUCAAUUUCAUUGGGUUAAGUUAAAAGUUAAGGUGUUGGCAGGCCUCUUCUGGAGUCUCUUCUGGAGACUCUAGGGGGCAAUCCAUUUAUUUGCCUUUUCUAGCUUCUGGAGGCCGUUUGCAUUCCUUGGCUCAUGGCCCCUUCCUCCAUCUUCAAAGCUAGCAGUAUAGUAUUUCUCCUCUCUGACCUCUGCUUCCAUUCUUACAUCUUUCUCUAAUUCUGUCUCCUCUUAGGAGGAUUACUUUGUGAUCAGAUAUCCUUGUGCUUACAUUGGGCCCACUGGGAUAAUCCAGGAUCAUCUCCCCAUCUCAAGAUCCCUAAUUUAACCAUAUCUUCCAAGUCCUUUUUGCCAUAUAAGGUAAAAUAUUCUCAGAUUCUGGGGAUUAGGACUUGAACAUCUUUGGAGGAAGGACCACUAUUCAGCCUUCCACAAACAGAGAUGGAGGGUGGGCAGGAGGAUGCAUCCACACCCAGAAGGAGCCUCUAUGCUUUGUCUAGCCUCCUUUGGCCUGGAGUGAGAGGUGGUGCCAAGGGGAGCUAGCCAGGCCCAGGCCCCAUGUCUGGAGAAUGGCAAAUGCCUCCUGCAUCUUCACUGCCAAGGAGAGCUGAGAGUGAAGGUCAGACUUGGGAGAAAUUCUCAGUUUAGGGAACUUUUCAGGACUGAGACGUCCCUGGUGAACAUGGUGGAGGGUUCUAACAGGCUCUAUCUUCAACACUGCCUCCUCUCCACGACCAUUCUGUGCUCCCCCUCAAGGCAGAAGAUAAUUACCAGCUAACUAGCCUGGGCUCUCUCUAGAAAGGGUAGAUUAGUUGUCUCUCUUUUAAAUUAUUAUCUUUUUAUUCCUUAAUAGUUAAACCAUUCUCCUCAGAGAGGGGUGAACUCUCAUCAUCUGUUGAUACUAAGUCUCUUUUUGUUUGAUCUUUUUUUAAUCCCUGAUCCCUAUUGUCAUUCCUCUCCCUGACCCAGGCAUACACGUUAAUGUGUUCAGUAUGUGUUUGGAUAUAUAUGUAUCUUUGAAAAUAUAAAUAAUUAUGUACUUAUGUGUUUUAAUAUAUAUAAAUAGUAAGCCAGCCUUUAUAAUGAAUUGCCCCAUAUUACAGUAAUUUAACACAAUAAAGAUUUAUUUUUCACUUACACAGGAGCACAGGUAUUCUUGGUUGUACGGCUCUCCUUCACUGCCCAUUUCAGGUCCCAGGCUUCUUCCAUUUUCAGGUGGUGAUAGCCUGAUCCUGCAUCAUAAAGUUCCCUGUCAGCUUUUCACCAAAUUGUUUUACCGUCCAUUAAUGACCAUUUUAUUAAUUGGUUAUUUCACUAGCAAUUACAAAAUGAUGAUUUCCUAAUGUUAUUAUUUUUUCUUUUAUUCUAAUUUUGUACAGAAAAACAUUUCCACAUCCUCCAGGACCAUCUGGUUACCCUGAAAUAAAGUUCAGACCAGAAUGGCAAGAUAAAUGCUUAAAUCUCUUCCCUUAUUUAUCCCUUUCAAAGUAGUAAGUUGAUGUCCUAGCAACUUGGUGUUUAAUGAUUUUGUUUUGUUUCACUUUCUCUUUAAAUUAUUGUUGUGGGGCUUCCCUGGUGGCGCAGUGGUUGAGAGUCCGCCUGCCGAUGCAGGGGACACGGGUUCGUGCCCCAGUCCAGGAAGAUCCCACAUGCCGCGGAGCGGCUGGGCCCGUGAGCCAUGGCCGCUGAGCCUGCGCGUCCGGAGCCUGUGCUCCGUAACGGGAGAGGCCACAACAGUGAGAGGCCCGCGUACAGAAAAUAAAUAAAUAAAUUAUUGUUGUGAACUUAUAGCUUUUAUUUAUUUAAUGUCUUUUAAUCAUUUGUAGUUAUUUUUGUUUUAUAUUAUAAAAAAUCUUGAGUGUAAACAAUAGUAGAGAACAUAGUAUAAUGAAUUUCCAUGCAUCCAUCACCCAGCUUCAGUAAUUAUCAACUCUGGCCAAUCUUGGUUUAUUUAUUCCCUCAGCUACUCUCCCCCUAACCAAGAUUAUUUUGAAGCAAAACUAGAUAUGAUUCCAGUUCAUUUGUAAUGUUUUAGUUUGUACCUCUAAAAGAUAAGGAAUUUUAUUACCAUUAUGGCACCUAAAAUUAGUAAUUCCUCAAUAUAAUAAAAUAUAACUAUUCAAUUUUCUGAUAAAUUUUUUUUUUAAUUUAGUAUCAGGAUUAUGCUGGCCUCUUAAAAGAAGUUAGAAUUGUUUCCUCCUUCUUUGUCUUCUGAAAGCAUCUGUGUAAGAUUGGUAGCAUUGUUCAGUAUUUGAUAGAAUUCAUCGGUGAAAUAAUACGGGCUUGGAGUUUUCCUUGUGGGGGAGGUUUUUGAUAACAAAUUCAAUUUCUGUGAUACAUAUAGAGCUAUUCCAACUUUUAAUUUCAUUUUGAGUUAGUUUUGGUAAGUUGUGUUUUUCAAAGAAUUUGUUUCAAUUAAGUUGUUGAAUUUAUUGGCAUGAAUUUGUUCAUAAUACUGCCUUACUAUUCUUUUUUUUUUUUUGUACAUGGAUCAUCAAAAAAUAUGGAACGCUUCACCAAUUUGUGUGUCAUCCUUGUGCAGGGGCCAUGCUAAUCUUCUCUGUAUCGUUCCAAUUUUAGUAUAUGUGCUGCCGAAGUGAGCACCUUGCUAUUCUUUUAAAAAG